This is a messenger RNA of Mercenaria mercenaria, 1105 nucleotides long. Its product is annotated as small glutamine-rich tetratricopeptide repeat-containing protein alpha-like. NCBI's taxonomy places the organism in Eukaryota, Metazoa, Mollusca, Bivalvia, Venerida, Veneridae. Gene Ontology annotation, molecular function: protein binding; molecular adaptor activity. Bases 107 to 1105 code for a protein of 332 amino acids. Gene Ontology annotation, cellular component: membrane; TRC complex. The record is from RefSeq and is a predicted model, not a curated record. Gene Ontology annotation, biological process: post-translational protein targeting to endoplasmic reticulum membrane. The transcript is spliced from 9 exons.
CUGUACCCAAGUGCGGAUUCAGUCAGAUUUUAUCCAUCUCCGGACGAAAAGAAAUUUACACGUAUUUUUCUUUGAAAAGGAGGUAGCUACAUACUAACUGCUACCGAUGGCUGAUGUAAAGAAGCUGGUGUUUUCCAUGAUACGGUUUCUACAAGACCAGAGAACCCAGCUAGAGGAGGAACAAGCCGAAAGUUUAGAAGUUGCCAUCCAGUGUUUAGAGUCCUCUUAUGGUAUUGAUACAUCAGAUGAACAGACUGUAGCCAAGUAUCAAGUACAGAAAAAUUUGCUCGAUAUUUUCAACGCACAGCUGAAUAUAGAGACUGAUCAAGAUUUCUCUACUUUAUCACUUCACGAAGCAACACCUGAAGAAAAAGAAGAGGCAGAAAUACUGAAAAAUAAAGGAAAUGAUUUCAUGAAAUCAGAGAAAUUUUCAGACGCUAUAGAAUCUUAUUCCCAGGCAUUGAAACUGGAUAAUAAAAAUGCUGUUUAUUACUGUAAUAGGGCUGCAGCUUACAGCAAAUUGAAUAAACACAAAAACGCUAUAGAAGAUUGUCAGAGAGCAUUGACUAUAGAUCCAUUAUAUAGUAAAGCUUAUGGUAGAAUGGGAAUUGCAUAUACAGCGUUAGAAGAUCAUGAAAGUGCAUUAGAAUGUUACAGAAAAGCCUUGGAGUUAGAUCCAGGAAACCAGAGUUACCAGAAUAAUCUUGAAAUUGCUGAACAAAAGUUACAGGAAAUGGCUGCACAGAGUGGUUUCAACAUGGGUAUGGGAGGUUUGCCGGGUAUGGGAGGUAUGCCAGGUAUGCCAAACCUUGGAUCAAUGUUGAACAACCCAGCCAUGAUGCAGAUGGUAAGUUUGAGCUAUAUGGUAUAUUGUUUGUCACAUACUACAGGAUUUGCCAUGAUUCUUUUUAAAAAGCUUCAUGAUGAUAACUGCAGGGCUAAGAAUAUUUUACCAUUUCCAUCAUUUAAUUGUAGGGGUCAACAAUUAGCGCAACAAAUGCAACAGCAAAAUCCUGAGUUAGUAAAUCAACUACGAUCACAGAUGGGAAGACCACCAAACCCAGAUGACCCAAACCCAGAUCAGCCACCACCUGGGCCAGGUUGA